This is a messenger RNA of Linum tenue, 927 nucleotides long. NCBI's taxonomy places the organism in Eukaryota, Viridiplantae, Streptophyta, Magnoliopsida, Malpighiales, Linaceae. The record is from the annotation of a GenBank genome assembly.
AUUCCACUGCUGAAGCUUACUCGCGUUUGCUUUGUUCAAAUUGUGCUUUCUCGAAUCGGCAGCAGAUUGAACUUCCCGCCGCACGGAAAAAUGGCGGCCACUUCCACUCCAACACUCCCCAGCUUCCUCGGCAUCGGAUCGAUCCUGUCGCAGUCACCAAUCUCUCGCCGCCGGGGAAGCCUGAAUUUCCGCAGAAUCGGAAGAGUUUCAAGCAGUGUCUCCUGCGACUACUCUUGCUUCGAAGUUAGAAAUGUUAGGUAUAGACCUCCCGGAACGGAGGUCGACCUUCUGAACGAUGUCAGUUUUUCUCUCCCAGAAAAGAGCUUUGGCUUGAUUUUUGGGCAGAGCGGUAGCGGGAAAACUACUCUUCUGCAGCUUCUUGCUGGAUUGAACAAGUCUACUUCUGGUACCAUUGACAUCCAAAGGUACAAGGGUGAUGGCAGCCGAAGUAGUGACUAUCCCAAGCCUCUUCCUCCAGAAAGAGUCGGGAUAGUCUUCCAGUUUCCUGAGAGGUAUUUCGUGGCUGAUACAAUCCUAGAGGAAGUUACGUUUGGAUGGCCGAGGCAAAAAAGCAGUCUUCAAGUGAGGGAGCAGCUUGUUUCACAACUUCAAACGGCUAUUAAUUGGGUUGGUCUGAAUGGAAUUUCUUUAGAUAAAGAUCCUCAUUCGCUGAGUGGUGGAUACAAGCGCAGGCUUGCCCUAGCUAUUCAAUUAGUGCAAGUACCAGAUCUAUUGAUACUGGAUGAGCCUCUUGCUGGUCUUGAUUGGAAGGCACGGGCAGAUGUUGUAAAGCUGUUGAAACAUCUGAAGAAAGAGUUAACUGUAUUGGUAGUCAGUCAUGACCUUAAAGAGUUCACCUCGCUUGUUGAUCAUUCUUGGAGGAUGCAGAUGGGAGGGUUUCUCCAAAAGGAGCUUCUUCCAUUAUAA